Molecule: messenger RNA, 2362 nt
Organism: Cannabis sativa
Lineage: Eukaryota; Viridiplantae; Streptophyta; Magnoliopsida; Rosales; Cannabaceae
Exons: 22
Coding region: 426-2114 (562 amino acids)
Biological process (GO): CTP biosynthetic process; pyrimidine nucleobase biosynthetic process
Molecular function (GO): identical protein binding; CTP synthase activity
Source: RefSeq, a predicted model, not a curated record
CCACAGAAGCACCUCCAAUAUAUUUUGUUUUGUUCUUUUUUUUUUUGGUAGCGAAAUAACUUAUGAGUCUUGGGUUCUAACUUCUAAUUUAUGUUCUCUUUUUUUCUCAUCUAUUAUUUUACUAAAUUUGAUAACCUUUUUUUCUUAUAAAUAAAUUCAUCAGAUGAAUACUCCUUGCGAAACUAAAAAAACUUGUACUUUAUAUCCGAAAACUUUAUAUAAAAAAAAAUUUAAUAUCACCAAACAAAAUUAUAAUAACAAUACAACCCCUUUGCCCUUGUGUCGCAUUGAGAGCUGUCACGUCUCUCUCUUACUUUCUAAUUCGUAUGAUUGUUUACGGGACACGAAUUUUGUGUUUAUAGGACGUUUGCUGCUCAUUCGGGCAUUUACACAAACGCUUUGGCUACAUUCGGUCCUGGGAAUCAAUGAAGUAUGUCUUGGUCACCGGUGGCGUGGUCAGUGGCCUCGGCAAAGGCGUUACUGCCAGCAGCAUAGGCGUCCUCCUCAAGGCCUGCGGCCUUCGUGUCACUUCCAUCAAAAUUGAUCCUUACUUGAACACGGACGCUGGUACCAUGUCUCCGUUUGAACAUGGGGAGGUGUUUGUUCUUGAUGAUGGUGGAGAGGUUGAUUUAGACUUGGGAAACUAUGAACGUUUCCUAGAUGUGACAUUAACAAGAGAUAACAACAUUACCACUGGGAAAAUAUACAAGUCUGUCUUGGAGAAGGAACGUAGGGGCGAUUAUCUUGGGAAGACUGUUCAGGUUGUUCCACACAUCACUGAUGCCAUUAAGGAUUGGAUAGAAUCCGUUGCUGUUAUUCCAGUAGAUGGGAAAGAGGGACCAGCAGAUGUUUGUGUUAUAGAAUUGGGAGGGACCGUGGGUGACAUUGAGUCAAUGCCCUUCAUAGAGGCUCUGCGUCAGCUGUCCUUUUCUGUUGGCCAGGAUAACUUCUGUCUCAUUCAUGUGAGCCUCAUACCAGUAUUGGGUGUUGUUGGAGAGCAAAAAACAAAGCCUACGCAACACAGUGUUCGGGAACUCAGGGCAUUAGGCUUGACUCCUCAUUUGUUAGCAUCCCGCUCUUCUCAGCCUCUACUGGAAACUACCAAGGAUAAACUCUCUCAAUUUUGCCAUGUUCCAGCUGGUAAUAUUCUCAAUAUCCAUGAUGUUCCAAAUAUUUGGCACGUUCCUCUCUUGCUUAGGAAUCAAAACGCACAUAACUCAAUUCUUAGACAACUAAACUUACUCAGUAUUGCUACACCACCUGAUUUAAGAGAUUGGACUAAGAUGGCAGAGACUUAUGAUAAUCUCACCGAUUCGGUGAGGAUUGCAUUGGUCGGGAAGUAUGUUGGUCUUACAGACUCAUAUCUGUCUGUUGUGAAGGCCCUUCUUCAUGCUUGCAUUGCCUGUUCUCUAAAGCCAUCAAUUGACUGGAUUGCAGCUUCUGAUCUGGAAGAUGAUUGUGCUGAAAUGACACCAGAAGUACAUGCCCGUGCAUGGGAGACCCUUAAAAAUGCAGCAUGCGUCUUGGUGCCUGGGGGUUUUGGUGAUCGUGGUGUGAAAGGCAUGAUAUUGGCAGCAAAGUAUGCUAGGCAGAACAAGGUUCCUUAUCUUGGGAUUUGCUUGGGCAUGCAGAUAUCUGUGAUUGAGUUUGCUAGAACGGUUUUGGGUAUGGAAAGGGCAAACAGCAUGGAGUUCGAUGAUUCAGAGUCAUCUCACCACGUUGUAAUUUUUAUGCCUGAGGGUUCAACAACACACAAAGGAAACACAAUGAGACUAGGAUCUAGGAGAACAUUGUUGCAGACGCGUGAUUGUAUUACUUCAAAGCUGUACCAUAACUCGGAGUAUGUGGAUGAACGACAUCGACACAGAUACGAGGUAAAUCCGGAAAUCAUUGGCAUUCUUGAAGAAGUUGGGCUAAAAUUUGUCGGGAAAGAUGAAAGUGGAAAGCGAAUGGAGAUUUUGGAACUUCCCAAUCAUCCAUUCUAUGUUGGAGUGCAGUUUCACCCAGAAUUCAAAUCGCGGCCGGCAAGACCCUCCCCACUAUUCUUAGGUCUUAUAUUGGCUGGAUCAGGGAAGUUGGAAACGUAUCUUAACACACACGGAAAUGGAAGCUGAUUACGUUUUCUUUUCUGUCUUAAUUUUUUAAUUUUAAUUUUAUUUUUAUUUUUUAAAAUGGAGGGAGGACACCAAGUCGACCGUGGUUUUUUUCAUUUAUCUUGUUCAAGCUUUUAUUUAUUUAUGUUUCUCCUUUGGUUUGAAGUUAAAUACAUAAAAAAAAAAAAAGCAGAUACUAACAGAAGUUAGAUUUAUUUAACUUUUUCUUUAUUAAAUGAUAGUUUUUUAUGGGUACCUUUUGUACACAA